AUGGCCAAUUCCUCCGAGACUCUCCGCUUCGAUGUGUAUUCGCAGACAAAGUCUUACCAAAACGAUGCGUACAACUUCCUCGGGACCGUCACGAACCGUCUCAAUGUGCUUAGUGAUCCUAAGCAGAUCAAGGAACACAUGAAGAACACAUCCCACACGGCAGCUAUACACAUAUCCACCAAACCGGCCCUUCACACAGCGCUGCCGGCUGCUGCUACCCCUGAGAGACUGGCCCGCAUUUCACUGUCGCCGCAGAAAUCUUCAUUACAUUCUGCUCUGAAUCCAUAUGGCGUGGUGCUGUCCGAUUCGAAGCAAGACAUUGCCGCCAAGUUCUUGGCCUUGGUGGCCUUGGGCCCCAUCACAAAACCAGACGUAGAAUCCAAAUUGAAUCUGCGUCACUUGGUUCCCGCUUCAGAAAUGGCCGACCUCUUCUCAUCUCACACCCAGCAGUAUCUGCAAAACGAUACCUUCACCGAGGACGACGUCUACCCGCUGCUUGCACUGGGUACAUGCGUGGUAGAUCCGGAUGUGACUUACAUCAUCGUCAAAGACAAGGCUUACAAAGACAUGCGCCCAUGGAAUUUUUCAGCAUAUACCGAUUUUGAACGGUCCCUCAUCAUUGACAACGCAAACAACGCUUUGUCACGGCUAGGAUACCUGGAGACGCACCCAUUGCGCCGCCGGAUCGUCGAGAAAUCGGCACCUUCCGCUCCUCUGUCCCAUAAGAAGACCUCUUCGUUGGGUGGUGGUAUUUUGAUCAGUGGUCGCCGCCCAAACUCCGCCAACUCCGUCAACAACUCUGCACAGACACUGAAUGCGUCACCAUCACCGCUGUUGGUGCCGAGUUCAUUGAAGAACGCAAGCCUGGAGUCGCCCAAGUUAGGGCCAUCUCGGAGAGCAGACUCCAAGAAAUCCGACCCUUCGCCUUUGAAAGAACCCACAAAGCGCAAGUACGUUGCAUUACUGUCACUGUCAGGUUCGUCCUCCGAGGAUGAAAAACAGUCCAAAAGAGCCAAGAAAGAAGGCAAGCGCUCCGAUAGCAGCGGAAGCCAUAAUAGCAUUAACAGCACGGGUACCUCCUACACCCUGCCUUCAUCGGUCAACGACGAGACUCACGCCGAAGAGGAUCAUAGUGAAGAAGACGUCAAGUUGCUGGUCAUUCACAAAACCGUGUCUUCUCUUCCAUCGCGUCCUCAGAGUUCCGCAUCCAAUGCUGAAAAGAAGCAACAGUAUUACAAUCAGUUAGCAGCCAAGUUUAAAGGCAAGUACCAGGAGUACGAGAAUCUACACAAGGUAUUGAGCAAAGAUCAUCGCCGCGGAAAUACAGCAGAGAAAAAGAAACAGUUAUUGAAGUUGUUUGAGAUGCAUACCACCCUAGCAGAAUGGAAGCGCAAGCUCUGGGACUAUCACAACGAGAAUAAUAUGACCGAAGGAAUCAUGAACCUCUCUCGGCAUCGCAAACAGAACAGUGGUUCCAAUCUCAAGGUGCCCGUAUCUGCUCCGGGAUCGUCGCAGGUUCUGAGUAAUGACAGGUUCUACCGGUUUAAUACUGCUAGUCCUUCUGUGCAAACAGCCGACAGGUUCCAGGCAACUGCACUGGGCCGGAGGCAGCCUGCUGCAGAAACGCGGACUUUCCUCAAGCAUAAAGUGGCACUCGACUACUGA
Messenger RNA from Sungouiella intermedia, 1665 nucleotides. Lineage: Eukaryota; Fungi; Ascomycota; Pichiomycetes; Serinales; Metschnikowiaceae. The record is from the annotation of a GenBank genome assembly.